GUUUGGCUCUUUGAAGAGACCCUGAAUAGGUAAUCAGCCAGACAAUGGGUGUCUGCUCAAAGUGCAGCUUCAAAAAGAUGGAUUCCAGGUAAACGGGCAAGAUGAACUUUUCCAAGCUACCCAAAAUCCGAGAUGAAGAUAGGGAGAGCGUGUUUGGCUACGUCCAUGGAGUCUCAGGACCCGUGGUCACUGCUUGCAACAUGGCAGGUGCAGCUAUGUACGAGUUGGUACGAGUUGGCCACUGUGAGCUGGUGGGAGAAAUUAUCCGGCUGGAGGGUGAUAUGGCUACUCUUCAGGUGUAUGAAGAAACCUCUGGUGUCUCUGUAGGAGAUCCUGUACUCCGUACUGGCAAACCCCUCUCAGUGGAACUUGGCCCUGGCAUUAUGGGGGCCAUUUUUGAUGGUAUCCAGAGGCCUCUGACAGACAUCAGCACUCAGACCCAAAGUAUCUACAUCCCCAGAGGUGUCAACGUGUCAGCUCUGAGCAAAGACCUCAAAUGGGACUUUUCACCUUCCAAAAACCUGCGGGUUGGCAGUCACAUCACUGGGGGAGAUAUUUAUGGACUGGUGAAUGAAAACUCCCUUAUCAAACACAAAAUCAUGUUGCCCCCACGGAACAGGGGGACGGUAACAUAUAUUGCUCCACCAGGGAACUACGACACAUCAGAUGUUGUCUUGGAGCUGGAAUUUGAAGGUGUGAAGGAGAAGUUCACUAUGGUCCAGGUCUGGCCUGUACGUCAGAUCCGUCCCGUCACUGAAAAAUUACCAGCCAACCAUCCACUGCUAACUGGCCAACGGGUCCUUGAUGCCCUCUUCCCGUGUGUACAAGGGGGUACUACUGCUAUCCCCGGGGCCUUUGGCUGUGGAAAGACUGUGAUCUCGCAGUCUCUCUCCAAGUACUCCAACAGUGAUGUUAUCAUCUAUGUAGGCUGUGGAGAACGAGGAAAUGAGAUGUCUGAAGUACUCAGAGAUUUCCCAGAGCUCACAAUGGAAGUUGAUGGCAAGGUAGAAAGUAUUAUGAAGAGAACAGCCUUAGUAGCAAAUACCUCCAACAUGCCCGUCGCUGCCAGAGAAGCCUCUAUUUAUACCGGAAUCACCCUGUCUGAGUAUUUCCGGGACAUGGGCUACAAUGUCAGUAUGAUGGCUGACUCCACUUCCCGAUGGGCUGAGGCCCUUAGGGAAAUUUCAGGGCGUUUAGCUGAAAUGCCAGCUGACAGUGGCUAUCCAGCCUACCUCGGUGCCCGUCUGGCCUCGUUCUAUGAGCGAGCUGGCAGAGUGAAGUGUCUGGGGAACCCCGAGCGAGAAGGGAGUGUCAGCAUCGUCGGGGCUGUAUCUCCCCCUGGUGGUGACUUCUCAGAUCCUGUCACAUCUGCCACUCUGGGCAUUGUUCAGGUGUUUUGGGGCUUGGAUAAGAAGCUGGCUCAGCGCAAGCACUUCCCGUCUGUCAACUGGCUGAUCAGCUACAGCAAGUACACACGGGCCCUGGAUGAGUAUUAUGACAAGCACUUCACAGAGUUUGUCCCCCUGAGGACAAAGGCCAAGGAGAUCCUGCAGGAAGAGGAGGACCUGGCGGAGAUUGUGCAGCUUGUGGGGAAGGCUUCCUUGGCAGAAACCGAUAAAAUUACCCUGGAGGUUGCCAAACUGAUCAAAGAUGACUUCCUGCAGCAGAAUGGCUACAGCCCUUAUGACAGGUUCUGCCCUUUUUAUAAGACAGUGGGGAUGCUUUCCAACAUGAUUGCAUUCUACGACAUGGCGCGCCGAGCUGUAGAGACCACAGCCCAGAGUGACAAUAAGAUCACAUGGUCCAUCAUCCGAGAAAAUAUGUCUGAAAUCCUUCAGAGACUCGUUUCCAUGAAAUUCAAGGACCCAGUGAAAGACGGCGAGGCGAAUAUCAAGGCAGACUAUGCUCAGCUCUUUGAGGACAUGCAGAAUGCAUUCCGUAGUCUGGAAGACUAG
Molecule: messenger RNA, 1955 nt
Organism: Emys orbicularis (European pond turtle)
Lineage: Eukaryota; Metazoa; Chordata; Testudines; Emydidae
Gene: ATP6V1A
Product: ATPase H+ transporting V1 subunit A
Exons: 15
Coding region: 102-1955 (617 amino acids)
Biological process (GO): proton transmembrane transport; ATP metabolic process
Cellular component (GO): proton-transporting V-type ATPase, V1 domain; lysosomal membrane
Molecular function (GO): ATP binding; ATP hydrolysis activity; proton-transporting ATPase activity, rotational mechanism
Source: RefSeq, a predicted model, not a curated record